Messenger RNA from Leguminivora glycinivorella, 513 nucleotides. RefSeq names its product NADH dehydrogenase [ubiquinone] 1 alpha subcomplex subunit 7-like. The record is from RefSeq and is a predicted model, not a curated record. Gene Ontology annotation, cellular component: mitochondrial inner membrane. Bases 92 to 421 code for a protein of 109 amino acids. NCBI's taxonomy places the organism in Eukaryota, Metazoa, Arthropoda, Insecta, Lepidoptera, Tortricidae. Gene Ontology annotation, biological process: ATP synthesis coupled electron transport; mitochondrial electron transport, NADH to ubiquinone. The transcript has 4 exons.
CAAUCUGACAUUGACACAAGUUAAGGUUAUAAAAUUUCCUUUUACUAGAUAUUCGUAUUUUAUUCUCAAAAUUGUUUGAAAAACAUCAAAAAUGAGUAAAGCUAAGGUGGCUGUGCGUGAUAUUUCACCAAUAUUGCAAGCAUUAAGGAAUUUCUUGCUUGGCCGAUCGCAUACUAAUGCCUUGAGGUUCGAGCCGUUCCUGGCUGACAGGACCCAACCACCACCAGCAAUCCCCGAUGGUGUUGCUCACAAACACUCCCAGAAUUACUACUACACAAGAGACGCGCGCCGCGACGUUGUUCCGCCGAUAGAUGUCACUAAAGUGCUCAUUGAAGCUAGCUCAGACAAGGGUGCUCCCAAAAAGGCGGCAACCGUUGCACCCACCCCUGGAAAACUAUACCAAUGGGACAAACACUAUUAGAGACAAAUCAAAUUACUAUCAAUCAUAUUAUGAUAUUACCAUGCUGUAAAGUUUUAAGUUAAAUAAAUUUAGAUUCUUAAUUAUGCAAGACA